AAUCUGAUACGAACGACUCCCCCCCUCCCGCCCCCGCCACGGCGGCAACCGCACAGGUUCGGUGAUAGCCAAGACACCGGGCAUUUCCCACAGCCGACCGGGGCCCAGGUUGGAGCUGUCGCCAGCGGGGCCGCCAGGGUUUCUUGGAACCUCUGCAGAGUCUGGAGGCCAGGCUCCUCAGUGGAAACUGCAGGAUAUUCCUUCUGACCCCUGCUCGCCUCGCCCCAGCAGCUCUGGUUGAGUCCACAGAUGCCAGCUUGGCUUCCAGCUUGGGAAAGAGUUGGGUUGUCAGCAGGAGAGCCUGAAGGCUGAGGCUCAGCGUGAACAUGGCAGCUAAUGGGGACUCUUCCCCAUGGUCCCUGGCCCUGGCUACAGAGGGACGUGGCAGCUCAUGUGAGAUUUCAGUGUCAUUUGAGGAUGUGACUGUGGACUUCAGCAAGGAGGAGUGGCAGCACUUGGACCCUGCUCAGAGACGCCUGUACUGGGAUGUGACACUAGAGAACUACAGCCACCUGCUCUCAGUGGGGUACCAAGUUCCCAAGUUAGAGGCCACCUUCAAGUUGGAGCAAGGAGAGGGGCCAUGGACACUGGAGGGGGAAGCCCCACAUCAGAGCUGUUCAGGUGAGGCUACUGGGAAAAUGCAACAACAGGGUAUUCCUGGAGAAAUUUUCUUCCACUGUGAGAGAUUUGGUCUCCUUGAGAGAUUUGAUCAACCCAUAGGAGAAGCUUCAUUGUGUUCCAUUUUAGAAGAACUGUGGCAAGAUAAUGACCAGCUAGAGCAAUGUCAGGAAAACCAGAAUAACCUUUUAAGUCAUGUGAAAGUAUUGAUUAAGGAGAGGGGCUAUGAAGGUAGAAACACUGAAAAACUCAUUCAUGUGACUAGCAAACUUGUUCCUUCAAUUAAAAGACUCUGUAACUGUGACACAAUUGGAAAGAGUUUGAAGCAUACUUUAAACUCACAUAAUCGUAAUCGAAACAAUGCAACAAAGAACCUUGGCAAGAUCUUUGGAAACGGUAACAAUUUCGCCCAUAGCCCUUCCUCCACCAAGAAUGAGAACACUAAGACAGGAGCAAAUGCCUGUGAACAUAAUCACUAUGAAAAACAUCUCAGCCACAAACAAGCUCUCACCCACCAUCAGAAAAUUCCUCCUGGGGAGAAGCCGUAUGUGUGCACUGAAUGUGUAAAGGGCUUCACUCAGAAGUCACAUCUAUUUGAGCAUCAAAGAAUUCAUGCUGGAGAAAAGGCCCAUGAACGUGACAAAAGCAACAGAGUUUUUCCCCAGAAAGCCCGGACUGACAUACAUCCGAGUGUUUAUACAGGAGAAAAACCCAAUCUGUGUACUCAAUGUGGGAAAGUCUUUACCCUCAAAUCAAACCUCAUGACACAUCAAAAAAUUCAUACUGGGCAGAAACCCUACAAAUGCAGUGAAUGUGGAAAAGCCUUUUUCCAGAGAUCAGACCUCUUGAGACAUCUGAGAAUUCAUACAGGAGAAAAACCUUAUGAAUGCAGUGAAUGUGGAAAAGGCUUCUCCCAGAACUCAGACCUCAGUAUACAUCAGAAAACUCAUACUGGAGAGAAACACUAUGAAUGCAAUGAAUGUGGGAAGGCCUUCACAAGAAAAUCAGCACUCAGGGUGCAUCAGAGAAUCCACACAGGAGAGAAACCUUAUGUGUGCACUGACUGUGGGAAGGCCUUCAUCCAGAAAUCACAUUUCAACACACAUCAGAGAAUUCAUACUGGAGAAAAGCCGUAUGAGUGCAGUGACUGCGGGAAAUCCUUCACUAAGAAGUCACAACUCCAUGUACAUCAACGAAUUCACACUGGAGAGAAACCCUAUAUAUGUACAGAAUGUGGAAAGGUCUUUACUCACAGGACAAAUCUCACCACACAUCAGAAAACUCAUACUGGAGAGAAACCCUAUAUGUGUGCUGAAUGUGGGAAGGCUUUUACGGACCAGUCAAAUCUCAUUAAACACCAAAAAACUCACACUGGAGAGAAACCGUAUAAGUGCAAUGGCUGUGGAAAAGCCUUCAUAUGGAAGUCACGCCUCAAAAUACAUCAGAAAUCUCAUAUUGGAGAGAGACACUAUGAAUGCAAGGACUGUGGGAAAGCCUUUAUCCAGAAAUCAACACUAAGUGUGCAUCAAAGAAUCCAUACAGGAGAGAAACCCUACGUUUGUCCUGAAUGCGGGAAGGCCUUUAUCCAGAAAUCACACUUCAUUGCACAUCAUAGAAUCCACACUGGAGAGAAGCCUUAUGAAUGCAGCGACUGUGGGAAAUGCUUCACUAAGAAGUCACAGCUCCGUGUGCAUCAGAAAAUCCACACAGGUGAGAAGCCCAAUAUAUGCGCUGAAUGUGGAAAGGCCUUCACUGACCGGUCAAAUCUGAUAACACACCAGAAAAUCCACACGAGGGAGAAACCCUAUAAAUGUGGUGACUGUGGAAAAACCUUCACGUGGAAGUCACGCCUCAAUAUACAUCAGAAGUCUCAUACUGGAGAAAGACACUAUGAAUGUAGUAAAUGUGGGAAAGCUUUUAUCCAGAAAGCCACGCUAAGUAUGCAUCAGAUCAUUCAUACAGGAAAGAAACCUUAUGCUUGUACAGAAUGUCAGAAGGCCUUUACUGACAGAUCAAAUCUCAUUAAACACCAGAAAACACAUAGUGGAGAAAAACGCUAUAAAGCCAGUGACUGAGAAAGUGUUCACCUGGAAAUCACAACUUGGCGUGCAUCAGGUAUCUAAUAGCAGGGAGGAAGAAGGCCUGAUGCUGCAAUUGUUGUGCAGGGGAAAUAGAUAUGAGAGACUGAGGCUUGAGUGAGCUGAAGGCAAACAGAGCCAAGUAUCCUUCCGUCCACUGGAAAGACAAGUUCCUGCAUCACCACAGUGUAUAUGCGGUUCUGUGCAGAGGAAGAGCAUUUGAGGAAUAGUCAUGUCUGGUUACAUUAUUCAUACAGGGACUCUUGAGCUCCUAUAAACAGCAGAAUUAAGACCUGAGGAGAUGACUUGUCAUCUCUUGUGUUUCACUUUUUGGAUAAAGAACGUUUUAAAUUCAGUACUGUUUAGUUCAGCAUAUUCUGGGACAUAAAAGUACUCACUACUGGGAAAAAAACUUUUUCAAAUGUCUAGUCUGGAGAGAAGAGUUUUCAUUGUCCAAACACUAGCAGGGCACUGACAUCAAGGCAGAAAACCUCCUUGGGAAUGCGGAUAAUCUGCUUUGUCAUCAUUGGCACUUAAGACACAGAAAAGAAGAUUCCCAUGAAGAACUGUUUUUUCUCUUCCCUUUGGGAAGUC
This is a messenger RNA of Saimiri boliviensis boliviensis (Bolivian squirrel monkey), 3290 nucleotides long. It is a transcript of the gene ZNF41, whose product is annotated as zinc finger protein 41. NCBI's taxonomy places the organism in Eukaryota, Metazoa, Chordata, Mammalia, Primates, Cebidae. The record is from RefSeq and is a predicted model, not a curated record. Gene Ontology annotation, biological process: regulation of DNA-templated transcription.